AUGCCUCGAAAAUCAAACGUAAAGAAACCUGGGGUGCGGAGCUAUGGCACCUUAUCAAAUUAUUCGUCAGAGAAGCUAGAAGAAGCAUUACAAUUGAUUAAAUCUGGGGCUUUAACACAAAGGCAAGUAGCCAAACGUUACACAAUUCCAAGAUCUACUCUUAAUAAUAAAUUGAGAAUGAAGCACAGUAAAGCUGUUGGACGACCAAUAUGUCUAACCAUGGAAGAGGAAAUAAUGUUUCGGGAUCAUUUGCUUGCUCUGAGUGAUUUCGGUAUACCAGUGGGAAUUAAUGAUUUUAAAAUGCUUGUUAAGCGUUACUUGACAUCUAUCAAUAAACUUGUACCGGUGUUCACUGAUAAUACUCCAGGUUAUGAGUGGGGAAAGCUAUAUCUAGAGAGACAUCCAGCUCUCAAGGAGAAAAUCGCUCACAAUAUUUCCCGAAAAAGAGCACAAGUUAAUGAAGAUAUGGUCAAUAAGUUUUUUGAUCUGUUAACACUUGAAGCUGAUGGUGUACCUCCAGAAAAUAUCUACAACAUGGACGAAUCCGGCUUUCAUGACGAUCCAGGUAAAAAAAAACUCUUAUUCCGCCGUGCUAACCGACAUCCAGAGUUGAUCCGAAAUUCCACAAAAUCAUGUUUUACUGUUGUUUUUUGUGGAAAUGCAGUAGGAGAAUUCGUUCCGCCGUUUUUCAUAUUUAAAGGCAAAAAUUGCUGGUCUGACUGGUUACAAAAUGCUCCUAAGUCUUCUAAAAUGACCGUAUCAAAAUCAGGUUGGAUUGACGCGGAUAUUUUUGAUGAGUGCGCACAUAUAACUGUUAAGGCACUAAAACUUUGUGAGGAACAUAACAUUAAGUUUAUUUGUCUCAUCCCCAACUCCACUCAUCUUUUACAACCCUUGGAUGUAGGGUUCUUUUCCUCUUUAAAAACAGCCUGGAGGACAGUGUUGAGAACGUGGCGGCUAACCCAAAGAGGUAGGAAAGCUAUUAGUUUACCAAAGAAUGUUUUUGCUCAGUUGCUAAAACUUACCUUGGACCAAUGUGAAUCAACUGCAGGAUUAAAUCUGAUUGCCGGUUUCCGCAAAUGUGGAAUACAUCCAGUGUCACGAAGAGAAGUUCUUCAAAUCUUACCUGGGUAUGCAGCUACUGACGUUCAAACAUCUGUUGGUGAGACCUUCAAAGAAUAUUUAAAAGAAGUCAGAGAGUCAGACCUAAAUAUCAAGUCAUGUAGAAAGUUUCAAUUACCUGUUGAAGCAGGAAAGGCAGUCUCGGCAGAAGAAGUUGAAACAUUUUACAAAAAUAAGAUUGAUGAGCAGACCAAGAAGAAAGAAAAACCUGUAAAGAGAGGCAGACCAGUUGGUUCCAAAAAUGUUAACGGGAAAAAGAAAAAAACAAUAGAACAGAAAAAUAAUACAGCUGCAGAUCUAUCAGUCCCAAAAAACAUGAAUAUUGGUGAUAGAAGCCAUUCUGAUGCAGAUAUAAUGAGCAAUGUACCAGAAACUAUUGCAAGUAAUGAUGACAUGGGCAAAGAAAAUUAUUGUAAUACAAUAAAUGUGCUAUAUAUUGGACUAGAAGACACACGUGCUGCUAACCCUGAAUCAGACACUAAAGAACGACCUUUUGAUGACCCCACUAAAGAACCAGAAGAAGCAGUGGCACAUUUGGUUGGUUUUGAAAAUAUCACAGGCGAUUUUUUGGUUCAUUCAGAUGGAGGAAAACUUGUGCAGAUAAAUGAACAAGAAGAAGUGUUUGAGGUAAACAAAUUUUGUGUGUUUAAGGAUGAAGGUACCUUGUUCCCUGGACAAAUAAGAAAAAUAAGUGAAUCUUCUACAUUGUGUGUCAGCUGUCUAACUAAAAACUUGAACGGAGGAUGGAUCUGGCCAGAUAAACCAGACCUAACUACAAUCACUGACCUUUCAAUGAUUAUAAAAGUGCUGAGAGAUAACAAAAUAUCUAAAAGGGGCAAAAUCAUUUAUAUUGAUGAUGACUUCUUGUCUAUGGAGUGGGGAGAAUAG
Molecule: messenger RNA, 2010 nt
Organism: Danaus chrysippus (African queen)
Lineage: Eukaryota; Metazoa; Arthropoda; Insecta; Lepidoptera; Nymphalidae
Source: the annotation of a GenBank genome assembly